Molecule: messenger RNA, 4855 nt
Organism: Galleria mellonella (greater wax moth)
Lineage: Eukaryota; Metazoa; Arthropoda; Insecta; Lepidoptera; Pyralidae
Gene: Ide
Product: insulin-degrading enzyme
Exons: 26
Coding region: 224-3226 (1000 amino acids)
Biological process (GO): peptide catabolic process
Cellular component (GO): cytosol; mitochondrion
Molecular function (GO): metalloendopeptidase activity; metal ion binding
Source: RefSeq, a predicted model, not a curated record
GUCAUUGAUGUAACAAUCAAAUUUUAUUACUAGCAAAUUUGUCAAUUGAUUAAAUUAUCUUAUGAAUAAUAAUAAUAAUUUUCAAAUUAUUCUAGUCUAAGUUCAAUUUAGCAAGCUGGCAUCAAGAAGAUUUUUGCUCAUUGGCUUCCACAGCUUCUCGCCUCCAGCAUAUCGCUCCAAUUUUCAUAGUGUGACCUUCGGCCAGAAACGUCUCCACUCAAGCAUGUCGUCCCCGCAGUGUUUGCCGCGGCAGCCUCCUUCCCGGGGUACUCCCUCACCAACCCCUCAGUCACCCAACCUUGGGAUACUAAAGAGAUACGAUGAUAUAGUGAAAUCACAAGAGGAUAAGAGAGAGUACAGGGGUUUGGUGUUAUCGAAUCGCCUCAAAGUACUGCUGGUCAGUGACCCCACCACUGAUAAGUCGGCCGCCGCACUGGAUGUCAAUGUGGGUUACCUAAGCGACCCGGACGAGUUGCCAGGCUUGGCGCAUUUCUGCGAGCACAUGCUGUUCUUGGGCACAGAGAAAUACCCCGAGGAGAACGAGUACAACAAGUUCCUGUCAGCGCACGGCGGCUACUCGAACGCGUCCACGUCAUCAGACCACACCACCUACUACUUCGACGUGUUGCCCGAGCACCUAGCCGGCGCCUUAGACAUUUUCGCUCAAUUCUUCAUAUCGCCCCUGUUCACGGAGUCGGCGACGGGGCGGGAGCUGAGCGCCGUCAACUCUGAACACGAGAAGAACACCUGCCUGGACGCGUGGAGGCUGGACCAGCUGAACAAGAGCACAGCCUCGCCUGAUCACCCUUACCACAAGUUCGGCACUGGCAACAGGGAGACCUUGGAGACGAUCCCCAAGUCGAAAGGCAUCGAUGUACGGAAGGAGCUGCUCAAGUUCCACCAGGAGUGGUACUCCUCAAACAUCAUGACCCUUGUCGUUUUGGGCAAAGAGUCCCUCGACGAGCUGCAAGCGACAGUGGUGCCUCUGUUCUCGGCGGUGGAGGACCGGUCGGUGGAGGCGCCCCAGUGGCCGGAGCACCCGUACCCGUCGCAGUUGCGGCGAAAACGUGCCUACUGUGUGCCCGUGAAGGAUCUUCGGUCUUUAUCCAUCGACUUUCCUAUCCCGGACACGAGGAAGCAUUACAAAAGUGGGCCCGGCCACUACCUGUCCCACCUUCUCGGCCACGAGGGUCCAGGGAGUCUGCUGUCAGCUCUUAAAGAGAGGGGAUGGUGCAAUAGUUUAGUGGGUGGCACGCGUAUUGGCGCCCGAGGGUUCGGCUUCUUCGGCGUGCAAGUGGACUUGACCGAACAGGGAGUCGAACACGUCGACGACAUCAUCUCCCUGGUGUUCCAGUACGUGGGCAUGCUGCGGGCGGAAGGCGCGCGACGCUGGGUGUGGCAGGAACAGCGCGAGCUGCUGGCCACGGAGUUCCGUUUCAAGGACGCGCAGGAGCCGCGCGGCCUGGUCGCCGCACACGUGCACCUGCUGCAGGAGUUCCCAAUGGAGGACGUCCUGAGUGCAUACUACUUGAUGACGGAGUGGAAGCCGGAGCUUAUCGACGAGUUGUUGGCGUUGCUCACGCCGGAAAAUGUGCGAGUUGGCAUUGUGGCCAAAUGUUUCGCAGAAAAGUGUACACAGAUAGAGCCGUGGUACGGAACCAAAUACCUCCAGGAAGAUAUAGAGGAAUCGAAAAUAAAGGAGUGGAAAUCAGUGAAGCCGUGCCCUGAGCUUCGGCUGCCUCCCCCCAACGAGUUCAUACCGUCGAGACUGCAGCUGGAGACGGCCGACGACCCCACCAUCGACGCCAUCGCGCCUUCCAUAAUCAAGGACACUCCGCUGAUGAGGUUGUGGUUCAAGAGGGACAAUGAGUUUCUGCUGCCAAAAGCUGUCAUCACAUUCGACUUUGUCAGUCCCCUGGCGUAUGCGGACCCGCUGAACUGCAACCUGACAUCGGUGUGGGUGCUGCUACUCCGCGACAGCCUGCAGCAGUUCGCGUACGCGGCCGAGCUGGCCGGCCUCCGGUGGAGUAUCGGCAACGCCAAGUACGGGCUCAGUGUAACAAUAGACGGGUACGAUGAUAAGCAGCACGUGUUAUUAGAUAAAAUUAUUGACCACAUGGUCAACUUCAGGGCUGACCCCAAACGCUUCGAGAUUAUGAAGGAAAACCAUAUUCGCGGCAUCAAGAACUUCGAAGCGGAGCAACCCUAUCAGCACGCAGUGUACCAGCAAGCGUUGUGCCUCUCCGACAUCGUAUGGACAAGAUGUCAGCUUCUAAACGCCGCUCAAGAAAUGACCGCUGAACAGCUGGAUGACUUCGCGUCUAGGCUGAUAAGGAAGGUGCACGUGGAAGGGUUCAUAUUCGGCAACGUGACCCGCGAGAGGGCGCUCAAGAUCGCCAACAAUCUGGAGAACAAAUUGCCGAAGGACGCGACCCCUCUGUUGGCUCAGCAAUUACUAUUGCAUAGAGAGAUUGAAUUGGAGAAAGGUGCAUGGUACCUGCGCGAGGCCGUGAACCCGGUGCACAAGUCGUCGUGCGCGUCGCUGUACUACGCGUGCGGGCUGCGGGCCACGCGACACAACGUCGCGCUCGAGCUGCUCGCGCAGACCCUCGCCGAGCCCUGCUUCAGCGUGCUCAGGACCAAGGAGCAACUCGGCUACAUAGUCUUCAGCGGGGUGCGGCGCUCGAACGGCGUCCAAGGGUUACGCGUGAUCGUGCAGAGCGACCGCCACCCGGCCUACCUCGAGCGCAGGAUCGACGCCUUCCUCGCCGGCUCGCAGUCGUACCUGGAGGACAUGUCUGAGGAAGAGUUCCUGAAGCACAGGGCAGCCCUCGCUGCACAGAAGUUGGAGAAGCCGAAGCGGAUGUCGGCGCGCGCCUCGCAACUGUGGGGGGAGAUCACCGCUCAGGUAUACAACUUCGACCGGCCCCGAGUCGAAGUGGAACAAUUGAAUACGAUUACCAAAGCCGAACUACUGGAGUUUUAUAAGAAACACAUAAGCGAAAGCUCCCCCGAGCGGCAGAAACUGUCAGUGUACGUGAUAUCGACGGCAGAGGGCGGCGCGGGCACCAUACAAGAGAACGGGGACGUCGAGAAUGGGGAAGCGGACCGGAAAGAGCCAAUCAAGAUAACAGACUUGGUCGAGUUCAAGUCACGGAGGCGGCUGUACCCUCACGCGGCGCCGUUCGCAAACAUACCCAGGAAAGGAGCUCAAUGUAAACUGUAAUGUGCAUAGCGUGGCAUGCCAUAUCCACAGGCGUAGUCACGGGCAGGCGGUGAUCCAGCCCUCCAAAGAGUUUACGGUCACAGUCACCCGAAAAUCGAUCAAGAACGAAUCGAAGUAAGGCUCAUCAUCGAUAUAGGCAUCAUUUACAUCAUAUCAUAACUGUCCACUGCUGUCCACUUCCCCAUAUUUUGGGGGUGGGGGGGGGUCACCAAUAGUUGCUACGCUGCAGUGAUGUUUAAAGACGCUGCUGCUCAUCCCUAAGCCACCAUCAUCAUGUCAGCCUUGAACUGUCCACUGCUGAACAUAAGCCUUCCCCUAGGAAAGGUUUUGCCAGUAGUUGCCACGCUUGGCAGGCGGAUUAGCCACCGCAGUCAGGCUUUAGAGAUGUUUUAAGAGGGACGCUGCUGCUCAUCUGUCGCUCUCCCUUAGUCGGCUCUUACGACGCCAACGAGGAAGGAUGUGGUGGUCCAUUCUACGCCGGGACCACACGGUGACCUUAAAUACGCCAAUGAUGAUAUCUGAUCAUCAAAUGACUCUGUAUUGUAAAAACUAAUUCAUUGAAGUUACAAUUUGUAAAGUUUAAAAUAGGUUACUCGGGAAGUGUUCUACCAGGAAUCGGAACAUUUUCAACUUGAAGACAAUCUUCGUGGAGCAUGCUGCUGGGUAUGUUCAUCGUCAUUAUCAUGUCAGCCGUUAUCCGUCCACUGCUGGACAUAGCCUCCCACAGACUGCGAAAAAGGACGGUCCCUAGCCACCUGCAUCCACUGAUUUCGUUACUGACUUGACAAUACAUUUGAGGUCGUCGCUCACAAAUUCUUUCAUCUAUACAAAGCAAUACAAUCAACGAAUAACAUAGGACAUACGUUUUUUUUUUCGAAAAUUCUAUCUACCCGUGUGAAACCGGGGCGGAUCGCCUAGUUAAUAUUAUAAAGAAUCUCGAGCCCCCCAUACUAACUCGUCAGCUGGACGAUAUAGGAGGCUCGACAUGUCUUGUCACUUCUCGUUCCCUGUUCCUUUGCUGAAAGUGUUCAGUUUCCCCGUAGAACCACAUAGUAUAAGACUAUACUAGUAGUAAAACACACUUAAAAGAAUGGCAACUAAACAUAGAUAGGAUUAAUGGAUGAUAUAUAGUAAUGAUAUACUAUAUAUUGCAGUUAUAAUAUAUAUAUAUAUUGGUCUGAUAACGGAUAUAUUAAAUAUCGCCUACUAAUAGUAGUGGAUAUAAACAUAAUAAUUCUAAUCGACUAACAAGGAUGUAGUAAAAUAUCAUUUAUCCAAUAUAUACUAUAAAAAUGAAGGGCUCGUUCGAGAUGAACUAGGCGUAGGCGAGGUAAUAUGGAUACCGAUGCGAUAUCUAUACAUUGGGUGCCUCUGGACAUUGAUAGCGGGAAAUAGGUCAUUACCCAUUUCGAUAUCGCCCAUAUCGGUCGGAUAUCUAUGUUCAUUUCAAUAUUACAUUUUAGAUCAUUAAUAUUUAAUAUAUAGAUACUGUACAUAGAUAUUGCCCUAAUAUAUACAUACUGCUAUAUAUUACGUCUAAGCUAACGAUUCAAACUUUAGCUUAUAUAUACUAAAUAGUAUAAUACAGUAAGUAAUAAUGAAAUAGCAAAUAAAAUAUAUGAUUUAUAA